Aspergillus piperis CBS 112811 is the source of this 1110-nucleotide messenger RNA. Its product is annotated as trafficking protein particle complex subunit 4. The transcript has 3 exons. The record is from RefSeq and is a predicted model, not a curated record. Gene Ontology annotation, cellular component: TRAPP complex. The coding region runs from base 206 to 754 and encodes 182 amino acids. NCBI's taxonomy places the organism in Eukaryota, Fungi, Ascomycota, Eurotiomycetes, Eurotiales, Aspergillaceae. Gene Ontology annotation, biological process: endoplasmic reticulum to Golgi vesicle-mediated transport.
CUAUGAUGACACCAACAACAACAAUUACGAUGUGAAUGCGCAAACACAGAAACAAUCCCCCUCUACCAUCACCAUACCUAUCCACAACAAGCAAAACCAAGUGAUGCUGCAUGCGCCAACAUCCUGACGCCCUGCAUAAAAGGACAACAACAUCACUGUCCAACCCCGACACCUAUAAUCACCAUCACGAGCCCCCUCCUCCGCAAUGGCUGUAUUCUCUCUCAUAAUAAUCAACAAAGCCGGCGGGCUAGUCUACCAGCGCGAAUUCCAGCCAGGAUUGCGCAAGCUCUCGACAAACGACUACCUCGUCCUGGCGGGCACGUUUCACGGUGUCCACGCUAUCACCCGCUCCAUCACCCCCAAGCUCCCCCUCGCCCCCGCCGCAGCACUCGCAACAACACCCACCACCGCGACCACACCCUCCCCCAACAAUGUCGUUUCUCCCUCCGCCACAUCAUCGACCCCUACCCCUUUUACAGCUUCAUACUCGUAUCCGAACCCCGGAGUACCCGCGACGGGUCUCGAGUGUCUAGAAACGGACAAGUUCCGAUUAACGUGUUUCCAGACGUUGACGGGCACCAAGUUCCUCUUGUUUACGGAUCCGCUGAUGGCAAAUAUCGAGGUGGUUAUGAAGAAGAUAUAUGAAUUGUAUGCGGACUUUGUUAUGAAGAAUCCGUUUUAUCAGUUGGAAAUGCCGGUGAGAUGUGAGGCGUUUGAUCGGAAUUUGCAGGGUUGGUUGAGGGGGAGGACUUGAUUGAUGGGAUGGGAUGGGCUAGAUGGGUUUUAUUAUUGAGGUUGCGAUGUGGUGGUGGUGGUGGUGGGGUUGUGAUUGAUACUUUUUUCUUUGUUGUUAUAAUUUUGCUUUUGGUUUUGCGGUUGCAUGCAUGGACAUGUUUGAUAUCUGGGCGUCAUAGUUUGUAUCAUGGAACAACAUCAAGUUACGAUGGCGAUAGAUCUACAUAUUAGAUCGCAUCCGUUUCAAAAGCGAGUUGCUGGAGAACCAACCGCUUUCUACAAUUACAGCAAGAAAACGAAAGUACAUUUAAAACGCCGGGUAUGCAUCAAAUCAUCCAGGAGGUUGUUCUGGUCUCCACAUUAAGCAGUGUCCAU